This is a messenger RNA of Xylaria bambusicola, 1431 nucleotides long. RefSeq names its product branched-chain alpha-ketoacid dehydrogenase. The record is from RefSeq and is a predicted model, not a curated record. Lineage: Eukaryota; Fungi; Ascomycota; Sordariomycetes; Xylariales; Xylariaceae. The coding region runs from base 1 to 1431 and encodes 476 amino acids. Gene Ontology annotation, cellular component: mitochondrion. The transcript is spliced from 5 exons. Gene Ontology annotation, molecular function: pyruvate dehydrogenase (acetyl-transferring) kinase activity. Gene Ontology annotation, biological process: protein phosphorylation; regulation of glucose metabolic process.
AUGCCUUCCUACAUUAUUACCUGCAAACAGGAUGCCAGUCCCGAACAGGUCGAAGCAGCGAAGCAGAAGGCAAAGGACCAAGGCGGCAAGAUCACUCACGAAUACAAGCUCACCAAGGGCUUUGCGGUCGAGUUCCCCGAGGAUACAGUCGUAGCGUUAGCAGAGCUCGAUCAAGUCAAGCAUGUCGAAACCAUCACCGUCACCGACGAGGCCAUCGCAGACCUCACCAAUAAACGACAACAUUCGCUGAGCCUGGCUGAUCUAGUCAGACAUGGACGCCCUCCGCUAUCCGAGACCGCCCUGCUCGCUUCUGCCAAUUUCACCCUCAAUCUCCUUCCAAUCCGCCUAGCUCAUCGCAUCCAAGCCUUGCGAAACUUGCCGUUCAUCGUAGUCGCCGACCCCAAUGUGUCGCGCAUCUACAACAACUACCUGCAGUCGCUGUCAACACUCCUCCCCUGGAAACAUCGAACCAUAUCCACCCUCGAAGAGGAGAUCCAGUUCACAUCGGUGCUGGCGGAGCUCGUGGCCACGCAUACGGAUACUAUUCCGAUUCUUGCCAAGGGCUUCAUCCAAUGUCGCCGAUACAUUGCGCCGGAAGAGGUCACUCGUUUCCUGAACACUCACCUUCGCACGCGCAUUGGAACGCGUUUGAUCGCGGAACAGCAUAUUGCCCUCCACUAUAGUAGCGUGCCGCAUUUCAACCCCGGUGCCUCGCCGACCCCAUGCCCAGAACAUCCGAAUUACAUAGGCGUCAUUGAUACUGCGCUCUCUCCAGCAGCUAUAGUGGACUCAUGCGCAGCGUUUGUAGCUGAUAUAUGUGAGCUUAAGUACGGUAAACGGCCCAAGUGGAUUAUCGACGGCGAGCCUGACACGGUCUUCACCUUUGUACCCAUGCAUCUUGAUUACAUUGUGACCGAGCUUCUCAAGAAUGCCUUCCGCGCCACUGUCGAAAGCGACAGCAGUCAGCCUGUUGUCAUCACCAUCGCGCCCGAACCCCCAGAUGCUGGUCCACCACAUCUGACCCUUGACCCCCCAGCCGCCGAUAAAGGGGCCUUCCGCGGCGACGCGAUCAAGCCCCUUGACGACAACGCUCCCGGAGUCACGAUCCGCAUCCGAGACCGUGGUGGCGGUAUCUCCCCCGAAAUACUGCCGAAUAUCUGGAAUUAUAGCUUUACUACCUUCAAUGAAGACGACAUUGACGAUGUCAUGUCAAAUAACGGCGGGGGCGGUGGUGGGCGUUCCCAAGCAGAUGCGCUAGGGAUGAUAUCGGCAGCCAGCUCCGGUGCGAGCUCGAUUGCAGGACUCGGCUAUGGAUUGCCGCUGAGUCGUGCAUACGCCGAGUAUUUCGGCGGUGGCAUCGCUGUGCAGAGCUUAUACGGCUGGGGAACCGACGUGUAUUUGAGGUUGAAAGGUGUUGGGAAAAUACACUGA